AGUAGGGAAGCUUGACUAAAAAAGGAAAUGAACGUUCAGGAAUUCCUUUCUCUCUAGCUCAGUCUCGGCGAUCUAAAUUUAUCCACUUCCUCGUUCUGAAAUCCAUAAAAGCCAACACUGGUUGAAAGUCACUUGAGUUGAAGUUUUUUUAUCCGAAGUGUGCAACCUAUGAGUACAAAAUGAAAUUGUGCACGCUGGCUGCUGUGACUUUUGUCGUCAUCCUGACACUGGAUGUACUCGGUCAUUGUGAGGGAUGGUGGGGCUCCAGAAGUAGUUCUCGAAGUUCCAGUUCUGGAAGGAGAUCAUCAUCGUCAAGGACGUCUAAUAAACGGAGUGGAAACCAAAUAAAGCACGGAAAAACCGGUAUUCGUGAUAGAGAUGAAACCGGCCACCGUACAGGUCUUGGUACUCUCAGCAGAAAAUUGAAAGAACAGCCAAUCAAAACGAUCCAAGCAGGUUGGGAAUUCGCGAAGAGCUAUGGUAAGAUGCGGGUAGAAAACAAGAUCAGAGGAAACCUUGCAGCACAUCAAGAGGCCAACCGCGAAGCCACCAAAAAGUCCGACGCUGAAACAGCAGCAGCGUUGAGUGCUCUGAGGGAGCAGUAUAAGAGACAUGGCGACAAAAAGAACCCAGAUGGCACUGGGCAUAUUGGAGAUACAAGGACACAGGAAGAAAUCGACGCAGUGAGGGAUGCAAACAAACAGGGACGAGAAGAUGCUAAGAAUAAGAAAGAGAAAGGAGAGACCCCUUAG
Stylophora pistillata is the source of this 752-nucleotide messenger RNA. RefSeq lists its product as uncharacterized. Lineage: Eukaryota; Metazoa; Cnidaria; Anthozoa; Scleractinia; Pocilloporidae. The record is from RefSeq and is a predicted model, not a curated record.